UAUUAGUUCAGCCGUACAGGAAGCAGAGUGGUCUUUUUAAUUAAUGUAACAUACAGAAGAAGCUUGCUCCAAAUCAAUGGAUUAAGGAUGACAACAUUUCUGGAUGCAUUUUCUUUGAGACCUGUACCGUUUCCUGUUCUUUCAAUCUUAGCAGUCCUAUGCACAUUCCUUUCCUUGCAAUGGUUUGUAUCCUACAAGGAAGUGGCCGAGUCGGCCAAGGAAGACUUUGGUUGGGUGCUGAUUGCCUUGCCUCUAAUCUUGCUGUUUGCGGUGCGGUGGUUGUCAAGCGCGGAGAACCUCGUAUGGCUGUCCGAUGAAGCACUGUCGUGGGACCGUCAAGGGAGGGUGACCAUAUACAACUGCUUCCCGUCCGAGGGGAUGUCGCCGUGGGCGGUGGCGGCUUUGAUUGUGAUGAUACUUUUCUUGAUUCAGUACCGGUCCUCUUUUCUUGAAACUUGGUUUUAUUGAUUGUUUAGUUAUAGAUGUAGCAAUGUAUGGAAGCCAUGUAUGGUUGCUUGAUUUACUGUUCCUCCAUUUUUUCAGGACCUGCCUAAAUUUACAAGAUUGAUAGGAAAUAAAACAUAUGGAGUGCUGCGUAUUGGAUGGUAUAUUUGUACAUACAAAGGCUUUUGAAGUCUUGAAAUCAAAUUAUCCUGUUUGAAUAAAAAAGCCAUCAUUUAUAAAAACAGCGCUACGGUUGAACAACUAUUUACC
Cuscuta epithymum is the source of this 714-nucleotide messenger RNA. The record is from the annotation of a GenBank genome assembly. NCBI's taxonomy places the organism in Eukaryota, Viridiplantae, Streptophyta, Magnoliopsida, Solanales, Convolvulaceae.